Exophiala dermatitidis NIH/UT8656 is the source of this 3294-nucleotide messenger RNA. RefSeq lists its product as uncharacterized. The transcript is spliced from 5 exons. The record is from RefSeq and is a predicted model, not a curated record. Gene Ontology annotation, molecular function: nuclear import signal receptor activity. Gene Ontology annotation, biological process: protein import into nucleus. Gene Ontology annotation, cellular component: nucleus; cytoplasm. The coding region runs from base 1 to 3294 and encodes 1097 amino acids. NCBI's taxonomy places the organism in Eukaryota, Fungi, Ascomycota, Eurotiomycetes, Chaetothyriales, Herpotrichiellaceae.
AUGUCUGUUCUCCCUGCCGAGGUGCAGGGAGCCCUGGGCCAACUCCUACAAGCCCUGUCGUCUCCGGACAAUAAUCUCCGUGCACAAGCGGAGGAGCAGUUGAACAAUGACUGGACUCUCAAUCGUCCCGAUAUGCUGUUGAUGGGGUUGGUGGAGCAGAUACAAGCGUCUCAAGACCCGUCGACACGGUCUUUCGCCGCAGUGUUAUUUCGCAAACAGGCCUCGAAAACGCGCAAAAACCCAGUCACUGGUGAGAAUAAGGAACUCUUCCUCAGCCUGGGUACGGAGGCGAAACAGGCCAUUCAGUCGAAAUUGUUGGAAUGUCUCGCAAGAGAACAGGCAAAUCCUGUGAAGAACAAGAUCGGGGAUGCAAUUGCGGAAAUCGCCAGACAAUAUGUCGAUGCUGGUGAAAUGUGGAUGGAAUUGCUCGCAGCAUUGUUCCAGGCAAGCCAGUCCGAAGACGCUGGUCUGCGAGAAGUCGCCUUUCGGAUCUUCUCUACCACCCCGGGCAUCAUCGAGAAACAGCAUGAAAGUGCGGUGCAGGAAGUUUUCGGCAAAGGCUUCAAGGAUAGCAGUGUUGAAGUCCGACUGGCUGCCAUCGAAGCGUUUGCCUCCUUUUUCCAUUCCGUCACCAAGAAGACGCAGCCGAAAUACUAUUCCUUAAUCCCGGAGAUCCUCAAUAUCCUACCACCUCUGAAAGAAGCUGGAGACACGGAUAAUCUAUCCAAAGCCUUUGUGUCGCUUAUCGAGCUGGCUGAAGCCGCACCAAAGAUGUUCAAAGGUCUCUUUUCGACUCUGGUGAAAUUCAGCAUUUCCGUCAUUCAGGACAAAGAGCUGGGUGAUCAGACUCGACAAAAUGCUCUUGAGCUAAUGGCGACGUUUGCCGAGUGGGCCCCGGCCAUGUGCAAAAAGGAUCCGUCCUAUGUCAACGAUAUGGUCACCCAGUGUCUGAGCUUGAUGACGGAUAUCGGGAUAGACGAUGACGACGCCUCGGAAUGGAAUGCAAAUGAAGACCUCGACAUGGAAGAAAGUGACAUGAACCAUGUUGCAGGUGAGCAGUGCAUGGAUCGGUUGGCGAACAAGUUGGGUGGACAGGUCAUGCUGCCUGCGACCUUCACUUGGUUGCCGCGGAUGAUGCACUCUGCCUCGUGGAGAGAUAGACAUGCUGCUCUAAUGGCCAUCUCGGCAAUUUCUGAAGGGUGCCGAGACCUGAUGAUCGGCGAACUCGACAAAGUUCUGGAAUUGGUCGUCCCGUCGUUGCGCGAUCCGCAUCCACGGGUCAGGUUCGCCGGCUGUAACGCUCUGGGACAAAUGAGUACCGAUUUCGCUGGACCGAUGCAAGAGAAAUAUCACCAGGUUGUGCUGACCAACAUCAUACCCGUGCUUGAGGCGCCGGAACCACGGGUUCAAGCGCACGCUGCAGCGGCACUGGUCAACUUCUGCGAGGAGGCGGAGAAAGCGAUCUUGGAACCGUACCUCGACCAGCUUCUUGGACAUCUGCUACAACUGCUGCAAUCACCUAAACGUUACGUCCAAGAACAAGCUCUGUCCACGAUUGCUACCAUUGCCGAUUCUGCAGAAAGUGCUUUCGUUCGCUACUAUGACACCCUGAUGCCCCUGUUGUUUGGCGUCCUGCAGUCUGAGCAGUCCAAAGAAUACAGACUACUCCGGGCCAAGGCCAUGGAGUGUGCCACCCUCAUCGCUCUGGCCGUUGGGAAGGAAAAGAUGGGUCAAGACGGCAUCACGCUUGUCCAGACCUUGGGUAAUAUCCAGCAAAACAUCACCGACGAUGAUGAUCCACAGGCUCAGUAUCUCCUACACUGCUGGGGCAGGAUGUGUCGAGUUCUGGGCAGCGAUUUCGUCCCAUACCUUCCAGGAGUCAUGCCGCCUUUGCUUGAGCUUGCUUCUGCCAAAGCCGACAUCCAGUUGAUCGACAGCGAGGACGACAUACUUGACCAGGAGGAUGGCUGGGAGUUGGUUCCUCUGAAGGGCAAAGUCAUCGGCAUCAAGACAUCCACCCUGGAAGACAAAAACACGGCGAUCGAAUUGAUCACCAUCUAUGCACAGAUCCUGGAGGCCGAUUUCGCGCCCUACGUGGCCGAUAUUGCAGAGCGUAUUGCACUUCCUGGGCUCGCGUUUUUCUUCCAUGAUCCUGUUAGGGUGGCAUCGGCAAAAUUGAUCCCUCAGUUACUAAACUCAUACAAGAAAGCCUACGGUGACCAGUCGCCUCAACUUCGGGAGCUGUGGGCCAAGUGUUGCGAGAAGGAGAUUGAGAUCCUCAGUGCAGAGCCAGCCGUGGACACCUUGGCGGAGAUGUACCAGUGCUUCUAUGAAAGCGUCGAAGUGGUGGGCAAGAACUGUUUGACACAAGAUCACAUGAAUCUGUUCAUCCAGUCUGUCAAAUCGACGUUGGAGGAGUACCAAAAACGCGUGCAGGAACGUGCCGAGGAAAAGGCCGAAUAUUCGCAGCAAGGAGCUGACGAGGAUGACGACUCGUUGACUGUCCAGUAUGCGAUCGAGGACGACCAGACGCUCUUGUCAGACAUGAACAAGGCGUUCCAUACCAUCUUCAAAAACAUGGGCCCCAACUUCUUGGGCCCGUGGCAGACGCUGAUGCCGUACUACGACGCGUUCAUCACUAACAGUGACCCGACGCAGCGACAGUGGGCCAUCUGCAUCAUGGACGAUGUGCUGGAGUUCUGUGGCCCUCAGUCAUGGCAGUACAGCGACCAUAUCAUCCAGCCGCUGAUCAAUGGCAUGAGAGACGAGAAUGCGGCGAACCGACAAGCCGCCGCAUAUGGUGUCGGCAUUGCCGCUCAAAAGGGUGGCGAGCAAUGGUCCGAUUUCGUGGCCGCCAGUCUCGAAACGCUUUUCCAAAUCACCCGGGUGCCCAAUGCCAGAGGCGAAGACGAGGUCUUUGCCACGGAAAACGCCUGUGCGGCCAUCGCCAAAAUCCUGCAUUACAAUUCCUCCAAAGUCCCGAAUCCGCAGCAAGUCGUGGAGCAAUGGCUCGACACUCUCCCUGUUGUCAACGACGAGGAGGCUGCGCCUUACGCCUACUCUUUUGUGGCACAGCUGAUUGAUCAACAAAACCCGGCCGUGUUUGCAAAAGCACAGCAGGUCUUCCACCAUAUCGCAUUGGCUCUUGAGGCCGAGACGAUCCAGGGACAGACGGCCAAAAAGGUCGUCGAAAGCGCCAAGCAGAUGGUCGCCCAGACCGGCAUUAACGCCGACCAGAUCUUACAGUCCCUCUCGCCAGACGGCCAGGCAACCGUGCGGAGUUAUUUCUCUUGA